AAAAAUAUUUUUAAUUUUUCUUCCGAUAAUUUUAUUCGGCUGCCCCAAAUCAACUAAUUAUAUUUAAGUAUUUUUCUGCAAUACCCCUACAUUUAUCUCGUUUUCUUUGACUACAUUUUUUUAAUGCGAUAAUGUUUGAAGCCACGUUCCUCAUUGGUUUACUAUAAUUAGAGGUCCCAAUUCCUGACCACUUACGUUUGUUAUCUCAGUUGGCGACAUUUAUCUUGUCAUUUUGUGCCGGUUAGAGACCUUUGGAAGUUUGGAUAAUAUGUGCCACUCAGUUUCAAGCUUCGAUUAAUACGAUACGUUCGUGUCCGCGUUAAGAUAACAGUCUGCUAGAAAUAAUAUUAUUUUAAUAUUCAAGAAUAAGUUAAAGUGCUUUGAUACACCUUUGUGUGAAAUUGUUAAUACUGCAGUAUUAUCAAAUAUCGAUGAAUGGAGUGAAUUUUGAUUGUGCUUAGAAGGUAGUCUCCGCUGCGCUAGUGUCUGACAGUCAAUUUACAGAAUCGCUAUCUUCCUGAUCUAGAAUAGUCAAUUCGGUACGGCCCAUACAUUUCGAUAACCUCCCUGGUCAUGUACAUUGGUGGUGUUUAGUGAUAAAUACGUAAUUUAAUGUCAUAUUGACCGAGGACGCCUCAAUAGAUAAUCUUUUAUCUGACUAUUAAAUGAUGAGUGGUUGGGAGCGCGCGCACCGCCGGCCACAUCGCGAGUGCGCUCGCGCUAGUUCGAAGACGGCCCGCCGAGCGCAAACAUAUCCCAUUUGACACCAAAAACGUUUUGGGAUCGGAACACCCUUACAAUUGAUCCGACAAGUGACCGACACAAGUGGACACCUUGACACCUGUAACUAUACUGCCAAAUAAGUGUUAGUGAAUAAGUGACUCAAAUAAAAUGUGGAUAAUUUUAACAUAAAAAAUAAUAACCGAAUGUGAAAUGUGGUUGCAUAUACUGAAAAUACCGGGAAUUGGCAUCCGCACGCUGUAAGGAGACAGUGCCAAAAUGACGACGCAAACAAAGCAUGAGGUCACGGCGGUGGUGUGGUGUCCGCAUGGAAGCCCGGCGGACUGGUGAUCACGCGCUGCACACGCUGCGCGCGCAGUUCCGCCGCGCCCUGCCGGAAUGGACCGCGCGCGCCUCUCGCCGCCGCCGGACUGCGCGAACCAUCGGCCGCUCCAAGGAGGACCCCGCGAAACCCUCGAUACCGCAGCCCCGCCCGCGGAGGCCUUAAGCGAACCAGAGACUCCGCGGCCCGCGCCGCGCGCGCUUCCUUCCAUCCCCGAGAGCGAACCCUUGCUCCGCGAUCCACUCAGUGUCAGUGCUAUCAGUGAGAAUGUCUCGCGAAAACACAACGGGCGGCCGCUGCACGUGCAGUUCGACGCGCAGUCGCCGCCCGCGCCCGUGUCCGUGUCGGGCUCCAGCACCAGCUCCAGCUCCGACGACGAGGACGUGUCCAUCGCAGAGGCGCGCCCACCCGACGGCGGCUGGGGCUGGGUUGUCGUCUUUGCCUCCUUCAUGGUUAACCUUAUCGCCGACGGUAUUACAUUCAGCUUCGGCGUAUUCUUUCCGCACUUUUUGGAGUAUUUCGGCGAGAGUAAAGGAAAGACGGCCUGGAUCGCCGGCAUCUUCAUGGCGAUGCCGCUCUUGUCCGGGCCGAUCGCUAGCUUUCUCACGGACAGGUACGGCUGUCGAAGAGUGACGAUAUGCGGCUCGAUACUAGCUGCCAUAGGAUUCGUCAUAUCCGCUUUUGUAGACAAUAUGGAGACGUUGUUUUUGACAUUCGGCAUCAUGGCCGGAUUUGGAUUGAGCCUGUGUUACGUUGCGGCUGUAGUCAUAGUCGCGUAUUAUUUUGAAAAGAAACGUUCUUUAGCCACCGGAAUUUCGGUCUGCGGGAGUGGCAUCGGAACCUUCGUGUUUGCUCCUUUGACCUAUGUAUUAUUAGAUGAGUAUGGGUGGCGUGGAACUACGUUAAUAUUAGCUGGUUUGUUCCUAAAUAUGGCAGUGUGUGGACUUUUGUUCAGAGACUUGCCGUGGACGACUACGAUGAAUGAGGAAAGGGCUAAAGAGAGGAAAAGGAGACGAGAAAGGAAACGGAAUAAGCGUUUCGGUUCAUCAGCGGAUAGUUUUUCUGACAGUAAAAGUAGCGCUGCCGGCUCUACUAAAGUAAACGAAGCCGCCGAUAUUGAGGCGGUAACAUCACCAAUAGUACCCCAGUUCAGCUCUCUAGUAGACUUACCGACGUUCAUGACAGGCGGGGAGGGAGUGUCGCUCGAGGUGUUCGAGUUGAUGUCGAACAGGGGCCGGGCGUAUGCCAUCCUAGCGCAGAACUACCCCGGCGUCAUGCUCCCCUCGAGGAGCUUCAGUGACAGCGGAAGACUUCACGAGCAAUCUCCUCCUAGAGCUUUAAUGUCGCCGGGAACCGCUUCUCCGGGAGCGUUGUCCCCUUCAUCUAUACCACGAACGCAAGAGCCAAGCUCGGCGCCAAUAAACGAUAAAGCUGCGCUGUCGCUGUGGCUCCGCCGACAGACCUCGGGCUCCACGAAGAAACCACCAGCGUUCCUCAAAGACCUGAGAGUCCAUCGGCACUCGCUCACGUACAGGGGAGCGAUGCUCAACAUCAACAGAUACAGGCUCAGAGCGUCCUCCUGUCCCAACAUCUUCAGGAACUCUAUGACAACCAUUGCUAAAGAAAAGCUACAAUGGUACGCCGGUUUGUGGGACUUCUGGGACCUCGUCGUGGACGUGCUGGACUUCUCCCACUUCGCGAACCCUGCUUUCUUGGUGUUCGCCAUCUCCAACUUCCUGCUGUACAUGUGGUACGACGUGCCCUACGUGUACAUCGCCGACAACGGUAUGAGCAUGGGCUUCAACGAGUCCCAGGCCUCCAUGCUCAUCUCUAUCAUUGGAAUCCUCAACAUGUUUGGAGAGAUCCUGCUGGGCUGGGUGGGCGACUUCGCGUGGGUGAACGCGAGCAUGGUGUACGCGGGCUGCAUGGUGUUGUGCGGGCUGGUGACGCUGGUCAUGCCGCUGCUGCACUCGUACGGCGCGCUGGCCGCCGCCUCGGGCGCCUUCGGGGCCGCCAUCGCCGCCAACUACUCGCUCACCAGCAUCAUCCUGGUCGAGCAGAUCACGCUCGAGAAGUUCACCAACGCGUAUGGGCUGCUGCUGCUCAUGCAGGGCCUGGCUAACCUCAUAGGACCUCCCUUAGCCGGCUGGGUGUACGACGUGACGGGGUCGUACGACCUGUCGUUCUACCUGGCGGGAGUGUUCAUCGGCGUGUCGGGGCUGGUGCUGCUGCUGACGCCGCUGCUGGCGCGGCGCCGCGCGCUCGGCGACAAGCACGACGCGCAGCUCAAGCACAACGGGAAGCUGCUCGUCUAGGCGGACACGUGUCACUACUUCACUAACACACCGGCUUCUAACAGGCAGCUGUCUAUUAAACACAUUUCUGGUGGUAUAUUAGUAAACCAUCUUAAUGAUUAACGUUUGAUAGAACAAAUAACCGGGAGUAUAUGACAUUGUUUCCUUACUGUCAGAGAUGCUCGAAUUUCGAACCCCAAAGAGGUCCUAAUCGUGAGGUAAUUUUGUAGCACCCACUAUGUCUAUCGAAAAUUUGACAAGACUGUCUCCAACAUUUGCCCAGUGCUUAGACUAGGCGUGGCUUGACAGCAAUAUUAAAUUAAACUUUGAUAUAUACUUACCGUCGCUCGAAUAUUCGCGGAAUAACGUGUUCAUAAAGUACUCGGACGUCUACCAGCAAUCAUGGUAGUAAAAUAAUUAUUUAUUUUAACAUUUUCAUGCAUCGCAGUGAUGCGUCUACAGUCUUCAUUAAUUAUCUUAUUUGUUUUGUAAUGUCCUGUAUUCAAUUGAAAUAUAAUUUAGCGUAUCUCUUCUAUUGUAUGGUCCUUGGAUAUAUAUUUAAUUAAAUAAUGAUGCCAAACGUAUUAUAUUAAAUCUAAUUAAUACAUUUUAAUUUCGUGUGACAACUUAUUUAAAGAAUUCAUAUAAAAUCUUAAAGCAAUAAUGUACCCAGUUUUACUAUUAUGGUCAAUUUUUUCGCUAUUUAUAAGUAAAAGGCACUUGUCAUUCGCAACAAUAUUUUACAAUUGCAGGCUAUAUACUCUUUCAGAAUUUUGUCAUUGUCAUUUAAGGAGUUUGCUUAGCUUUUGUAACAAAUUACUUUUACAAUCAAAGCGAAAUUCAUCGGGUAGUUUUUAGUAAACGCAAAGUUGUUGAAACCGUGACGUACAAGAAAAUAUUAAUAGUUUAGAAAACCUGUCUUCUAAAGGUAAUUGAAACAAAUGCCUAAUAGGAAAAGCUGGAAUGAUAGUCCUUGAUGCGACAGUAAUAAUAUAAGAUUGUUUGAUUGCUAGAAAAUUGAAUCGAAUUUUAAAGUAAAGAAAAAUAUUGUAUGUAAAUUAAAAAGGAACAAAGUUGUGACUUUAGAAGCACUCGUAGGCUCUAAUUAAAAUUUUGAAUUAAUUAGAAGUAUUUUUAAGAACAUUUGAAAAUGUAAGAAUAAUUCAAUCAAAGGAUGCACUGUCAGAGAAUUAAUUAUUACCAGCUAUUCCAAUGUUAGCGUAAAUAUAACUUAUAUUCAAAGGCUUUUUAAAGGCGACUUUGACAGUGUAAACACCUAAUGACGUUCAAAACUUACUUUGAUGACGUUUAAUGCUUAAUCAUUACUCGCGUAAGAUUUAACAAAUUACUAACCCAGACUUACACAAUAUUGUGAAAUUAAAUAUUAGAAAUUUUAAAGAUGUAUCACCAAAGACUGCCCAUGUUCGGAAUAUUGUGAAUUAAAAACCUUCCUGUAGUUAUAUCAAGAUUAGAUUAGAGGCUGAACACUGACGUCCUUUGCCUAUAAACCUGUAUUUUCUUUUAAGUAGACAAUUAGCAAAGGAAGUUUGCUGUUCAGCCAAUAUUUAAAAGUUUUCAGUAGAGAUGUUCCGUUUGAUGCGACGCGACGUAGGUAAUUGUUUAAACAAUUACGUUUUCCUUAAGUAAAAAAAAACUGCCCUUAAUGUAAACUAAACGGCAAAGUAAAGUAAUUUACUUUAUAUUAGAGUCGCAUGAAUUUAUACUUUUUAUUACGAUACGGAUAUAUAUAAUCGAAUGAUUAUAGUAUGUAAGUUAUAAUUCGAGGAAAAAAUAAAACAAAUUACGUACCAAAAAAAUGUUAUCAUGUAGCUUUGUUUGAAUUUUCUGUAGUUUUAGGUGUUACAUUAGAUUUUAAUGCCUGCGACGCUAACAGUAAGCGACUGUAUCACUUAUAAACAAACCUUUUCAAUUUAUAACAUUUACAUAAUAUAACCCCGAUGGAAUCUCCCUUCCUUACGACGCAUUACACCAGAUGCCUUUAUAAGACUUUCUAACAUAUUAAUAUACCUAGUGCUAUUUCAUAAAAGACACAAAAUAAUAGUUUUAGUAUCCAUAACUAUUCUAUAUAUUGAUAUCCAUACCGUGCGUUGUAUCGAUACCAAACUCCUCGUUUCGAGACAUGUGAAGCUAAUCGAUUAGAUUUUGACGAUCGAUAAUUUGGUAUCGAUUCUCGAGACGAUAUGGAACACAUCUUUCGUGACUUCCACAGUAUUUUAAACCUUAUUCAAUAACAAGUUAUGCCAAUAUCAUGACAAAUGUUUUAAAUGCGAUUAUUAUAAAAUGUUAUUUGUGAUAUUGAUAGAAUUUAAUUUUAUAAGAAUUUAAUCCGAAUCGGUGAGCUCUUGCCAAAUUAAUAUGGGUGUGUAAUUUGUUCUUAAAGUAUGUUCUUGUUGUGUACUGUAGCAACUAAUAUGUAUGUAUAAUAUGUUGAUAAAUGAAUAUAUAUCAGGAAAUAUGUUUGUGGUCCCGUUUGCCGUAGGAAUUUAAUCAUUACUUACACAAAACUAAUCUCUCAAAAAGAAGUAAUCCAAGGGACUAAAUAAUAAGUAAAGUAGAAAUGUUAUUUUUAAACUUGACAAGAGAUAUUUCUCGAAAAAUAAUCUACCUCCUACGGUAAAUAUAAAUUCGUGUGUCUGUUACAAUAUGUAGUUAUAAUUACAUCAAGUAUAAUAAUGUUUCGUUUGCAACUGUCGGCCCCGGCAUGUAAGUGAUUGUACUAAACGGGUAUACAAACAAAUGUAUUAUGUAUAUAUCUGAUGCACUCUGUCGUGUGUACGUUAGUAAAAUUCUUUUUUGAAUUUAUUUUACCUUUGUUUUAUUUUGUUUGGAGACAGCAUGAACCUUCUUUAAUAUGUUUUUUAGUUGCUUGUUUAAAACAUAGACGAACACUCAAUUUACUUUAUCUAUCUUCUCAAUGUUUAGCAAGAGAAGUGAUUAAGUAUUAUUUCCUUUCAAAAACUAUGCUAUAUUUAUGAUUAUUUAUCACUACGGUUCUAUAUAUUUAUAUGAUACAUGAUACCUAUUUCUCGUGAUAGUCCUACUAGUUUCACUUGAAACUAUUCAGGCAAUCCCAAGUGAGUUAACAGUUAUGACAAAUUAUAAUAUUUAUGUUUAUAUUGACUAUUAUUAACUCUGUUAAGUAAAAAUAUAAUUUGUGUUGAUCGUGGCGUGUCGUUCUUGUAUCAAUAAUAUAAUGUCAACUAAAAUGUGAUAUAAAAUGACAACUUUUAACAAAAUCGUAGUAAUUAUAAGAGUGACUUAAUACUAAUUCGGACUUCGUAGCUGCUGAUUGAAAGUUACUUUCAGAUUAAAAGAAUAUAGAUAUUUACCUGUACAACUUAAAUAAUUAUAAGAAACGAGUCUACACCAUUAAAAUUACGUCUUUCUAAAACAUUUUGGAAAUAACACAACAUUUAACAUUAAAAUUACUCAUUGAAAGUUCUUCCAUAGUAUUUUUUGCACACUUUAGAAUCCAGCACAAAUUAGAAUUGAUACGGUUGUUAAUUAAAGACUUACUGCAAAAUCGUAUAAAUCAAGGUCUUAAUAUAGCAUUACACAAUUUGUAUUUUUAAAAUAUUUAAUAUCAUAAAAAUCAAUACAAAAAUUAAAUAGGUAACUUACCCUUGAAUACUUAUACUUGAAUUAAUAAGUCGCAUUUAAGAUUUUACAUAUUUACCUAAACAAAAUGUGAUUAUUAUAACAGUUUACACCAAAAAUAAGCAAUCAUUUACCCAAUAUUAGAUGGUAGUAAGUCAAAUUUAAAUAUUUAUGAAUGAUUACGUAGGCGAUGUUGAAUAAAUACCUCAGUAAAUAGCGUUGCAUUUAUCAGACGAGGUCUUUUUGAAUUGGCUAUUAAAACCCUUAUUAUUAAGAGAUUCGUACUUGUAUUAUUAUAAUAAAGACCAUUUUAGCUUGAA
Trichoplusia ni (cabbage looper) is the source of this 7295-nucleotide messenger RNA. RefSeq names its product monocarboxylate transporter 10-like. The transcript is spliced from 5 exons. Gene Ontology annotation, molecular function: monocarboxylic acid transmembrane transporter activity. Bases 1120 to 3378 code for a protein of 752 amino acids. Lineage: Eukaryota; Metazoa; Arthropoda; Insecta; Lepidoptera; Noctuidae. Gene Ontology annotation, biological process: transmembrane transport; monocarboxylic acid transport. The record is from RefSeq and is a predicted model, not a curated record.